Molecule: messenger RNA, 576 nt
Organism: Drosophila persimilis
Lineage: Eukaryota; Metazoa; Arthropoda; Insecta; Diptera; Drosophilidae
Product: histidine-rich glycoprotein
Exons: 2
Coding region: 15-476 (153 amino acids)
Source: RefSeq, a predicted model, not a curated record
AAACAAAUAGAAAAAUGCUGAAACUCAUUCUGCCCUGCCUGGCACUGGCCCUGCUGGCUGUAAGCGUGCACGCUUUGAAGAUCCACGACUACGAGCACCAGGAGCAGCCCCACGAGCAGCACUACGAACACCAGGAACAUGCCAGCUACGAGCCGGAGCACGAGGAGACGGAGCUUCAUCAUGAGGUGGAGCAUAAGCAUGCCACGUCGCAUCAGAGCGUCAAGUUCCAUCACUACCACGCCGUGCCCGUGUACAUUAAGAAGGAGGAUCAGCAUCUGGUAAAGAAGCCCAUCGAGAUCGGCGGCACCAAACAGAAGCUGAAGAUCCUGCAUCCCAAGAGCGAGCACAAUCACAACCACGGCCUGGUGCUGGAGAACCACAGCGAGUCGCAUCUGCACGAGCAUGGCCACUACGAGGAGCCCGUGCACCACUCGGAGCACUACGAGCAUCACGAGCACUAUGCGCACCAUGAGUAGGCAGAUCAGAUCCUUUUCGGCGCCCCCCUUUGCCAAAUAAGUUGUGAGGAGGAGUUAUUCUCCCCAAACCCAACCCCAUCCCAUUCGUGUGUAAGGCUUU